Molecule: messenger RNA, 954 nt
Organism: Uloborus diversus
Lineage: Eukaryota; Metazoa; Arthropoda; Arachnida; Araneae; Uloboridae
Product: U3 small nucleolar ribonucleoprotein protein MPP10-like
Exons: 3
Coding region: 1-954 (317 amino acids)
Biological process (GO): rRNA processing
Cellular component (GO): nucleus; sno(s)RNA-containing ribonucleoprotein complex; Mpp10 complex
Source: RefSeq, a predicted model, not a curated record
AUGGCGGCUUCCAUGCGUAAGCAAAAGGAUCACGAGUUAAAUUUACUAUCACGUUUUUCUGAACUAUUUCUCUCUCCAGAAGAAUUUGCAGAACCUCAAACAUCAAAAGUUAAUGAAGUAAAGCUUAUCACAAAAGAUUUGUAUGAUAAUGCAUAUUUUUCAAAGUCGCUUAAUGAUUUUCAAACGAAUUCAUUGCCGAAAUUGCUCAUUGAUGGAUUUGAUGACGAGCAGAUUUGGCAACAAAUUGAUUUAUUAAAUAAAUCAGCUGUUACGCAAUUUUCUAAAGGGAUAUCUAAUUUGGAUGCAGAGAAAGUUUGUUUGAAAACUGAGAACAGCUCCACAGCUCCAAAUGCGUUUAAACCACAAACGCAUACAAAUGAAUUUGACGAAUUGUCCAGUGCUAGCGAUAAUGAAGAGUAUGCAUUUGAUGGUGAUUCCGAUUCAUCAGUUGAUGUUUCGCAUCCUUCAAAGAGAGAUGAUUAUGCGUAUGAUGAUGAUGAUGAUUCAGAGUCAUCUAAUGAAUAUAAUAAAACAGAUCUAAGAGAAUCUGUUACAUCUGAAGAUGAUUUUGAAUUUGACACCAAUGAUAAAACUCAGGAGAAGAGUAACAAAGCUGUUAAGCCUUUAGUUUAUAAGUCUGAAGUAGACGAUCAGUUUUUUAAAUUGGCAAAUCUAGAGGAAUUUUUGCGAUUAGAAGACUUAAAAGAAGAGAAGGGAUUUGAAGAAUCAUCUGACGAAGAAGAUAUUGAUCUAUUUCAAGAUAUUCCUUCAGAUGAUGUUGAUGAUUCUGAUAGUGAUGAUGGUGACAAUAUAACAAAGCAGAAAAAUGUGGGUCAGGAGAUGUCUGUUCCAGUAAAAGUAGAAUGGGUACUUGGAAAAAGCCUGAGUGAUAACGCAAAGGACACCUGCCUUCUGCUAAAAGGAAAUUUAAAGGGUUGGAAUAAAAGAAUAUAG